Molecule: messenger RNA, 1278 nt
Organism: Aspergillus caelatus
Lineage: Eukaryota; Fungi; Ascomycota; Eurotiomycetes; Eurotiales; Aspergillaceae
Product: RNA-binding signal recognition particle subunit SEC65
Exons: 3
Coding region: 211-1008 (265 amino acids)
Biological process (GO): SRP-dependent cotranslational protein targeting to membrane, signal sequence recognition; SRP-dependent cotranslational protein targeting to membrane
Cellular component (GO): signal recognition particle, endoplasmic reticulum targeting
Molecular function (GO): 7S RNA binding
Source: RefSeq, a predicted model, not a curated record
GUCAAGUUGAUGCUGUACCUGAACAGCUCUUAUCGCGAGUGUGGGCGGUGGAAACUCUCCGCUCCGCACUGGAGCCACUAAAACUCCAUUCCGCACAGAAAGGCCAACAUAGGCUGACAGUUACCCCAACCCACCCUCGACUCGCCAAAUUCAGUCCAUUUGUCCCCCUAACCCUUCGCUUUCGUAUACUCUUUAUCGAUUGAGAUCGCCAUGUCACGACACGCACAGGUAGAGGAGGUAUACGACUCUGAUCCAGAUGAGGUUGCCCCUGCCGACUCCACGCCCUCCAACUUCGCCAAUGAAUCCCUCCUCUCCGCUGCAGGUAUCUCCCCUCAGGGUGCCUCAUCGAUACCAAUGAGACAAGCCCCUGAACCUCGUCGCGAAAUCCCGAAACACUACCAGUGCCUGUAUCCCGUGUACUUCGACAAAUCGCGAACCCGCUCAGAGGGCCGAAAGGUCGGCGCAGAGCUGGCUGUGGAGAACCCAUUGGCUCGAGAUAUUGUUGAUGCUGCGCAGAUGCUGGGAUUACAGGUUGGAUUCGAGCCUGAAAAAUUGCACCCGAAGGAUUGGGCGAACCCAGGCCGAGUGCGGGUGCUGCUGAAGGACGAGGAUGGGAAACUGGCAAACCCAAAGAUUAAGAAUAAGCAUCACCUUUAUAUCCUUGUGGCCCAGUAUCUUAAAGCUCACCCAACAACCGAGAAAUCGCCUUACCGUCUGAGAAUCAGCGGACUUCCAAUGCCAGAAAAGCUUCCCCCUGCUCCUUCUGCUCCCCGCGGAUGGAAGAUCGGCACAAUUCUUCCAAUCCACUCGCCUGCCUACAGCGGCGGCGGAGUCAGCGAUAACCCGCUCAAGGAUGCUAUGGCCGAGAUGCAGAACAUGCAGGGUAUGCCGGGAAUGCCUCAGAUCCCUGGAAUGCCCGGGCUGGCCGGGAUGAUGGGAGGAGAACCCUCCGGAGGUAGUGGCGAGAAGGAGAAGAAAAAGAAGGACAAGAAGAAGGGAAAGGCCUAAGGUUGCCUGCCGUAUGGAGUUAUUACGAUUGUCUACCUGUCCAUAUUGUGUACACGUUUUUUGGCUGCAUUGUACGGGCGUAAGGCGUUUGUUUACACCUAUAGAGGGCUUCAAUGCUCUUCUCUGAUACCAAGUUGAAAUCAAAAGUGGUAUUGUGAAGCGCUUUCAGCCGACCACCGUCUGUUUGAUAUGCCCAGAUAUGUGACUCAUGUCAUGCAGGCAAUAACCGACGCUAUUUAGGUUCUACCGUAUGAUGCCGCUGUAAACAAA